Molecule: messenger RNA, 888 nt
Organism: Doryrhamphus excisus (bluestripe pipefish)
Lineage: Eukaryota; Metazoa; Chordata; Actinopteri; Syngnathiformes; Syngnathidae
Source: RefSeq, a predicted model, not a curated record
CAUCACAUGACAAAAUGGCGGACAUGAUGGACGACGGAGGUAAUUUGAGGAACGCCGUCAACUGCACCGCCUCGGGCUGUAAAUGGCCAAAAUCUGGAAAAAAGGUCAAAGUUCCUUAUGAAAUCUCCACAGAUUAUUCGAAGAAGCAGAGGAACUUCAUCGUAAAAAUUCUGAAAGACUUCAAGAAUAGUACCUGCAUUCACUUCAUAAAGAGGAAGAAAAAGCAUAGAGACUACCUAUACUUUUUUUCUGGCAAAGGGUGUUGGUCGUACAUCGGCCGUUUGCAAAAUAGACAGCAAAUCUCCUUGAAGGCAGACGGUUGUUUAUUCAGGAGCAUCAUGGAGCACGAGGUUCUCCACGCCAUCGGAUUCCACCACGAGCAUGUUCGUUCUGACAGAGACGACCAUGUCAACAUCCAUUAUGAAAACAUCCGACCAGGACGGAGCCGUAAUUUUGAAAUACAGGAAACAAACAACAUGGCUACCCCCUAUGAUUUUCAAUCUGUGAUGCACUACAACCAAUUUGUCUUCUCCAAAAACGGCAAACCAACCAUCACUGCCAAAGACAAGUCCAUCACUAAUUUCGGCAAAGCGACUGAGAUGAGCACUAACGACUACGCACGUGUCAACAAACUUUAUGAUUGCUAAAACGCCUGUUAUGAAGAGCAUCUCCGGUGACCAGCAAAAACCAGUUUGUGUACUGGGCAAGUGGAUCGGUGUACCCCAGAAAUUAUUUUUGAAAUACAUUUUUCAUAUUACACUUGGUUUUACUUUUAUGUACGAGAACUGGUUGCAGUUUUCAAAACAGAUGCACGGAACAGGGGUCUCAAACACGCGGCCCGCGGGCCAAAUGUGGCCCGCAGGAUGACAGUUUGAGGCCCCCCGCCUU